AUGACCAUGGAAAAUGGUACGAGCCACAGUAUUCAUGAUACGGGUGAUAAUGCUUGGAUGAUGAUAUCCACUGCAUUAGUUUUACUUAUGACACCAGCAUUAGCUUUUUUCUAUGGUGGUCUUGUUGAUAGAAAAAAUGUUUUAAAUCAACUUUUUCUUUCAUUUAUUUGUAUGGGUAUUGUCUUUCUACAAUGGGUUCUAUUUGGUUUUUCAUUUGCUUUUGGUCCUCCAAUCAGUGCUGGUUUUGGAUCAUUUAAAUGGGCUGUAUUAAGAUUUGGUGAAAUUGAUAAUGACGUUUAUAGUCCAACAUAUCCAUUAUUAACAUUUGCUGCAUAUCACGGUACAUUUGCUAUUAUAACACCAGCUCUCAUUUCCGGUGCAAUUGUUGGUCGAAUGAAACUAAUUCCUUAUAUGAUAUUUAUUUUUAUAUGGACAACUGUUUGUUAUGAUCCAAUGGCUAAUUGGGUGUGGGGCAGUAGUGGCUGGUUAAAACAUUUGGGUACACUUGAUUUUGCUGGUGGAACUGUCGUACAUAUUUUAUCUGGUGUAUCUGGUCUUGUUGCAUCAUUAAUUCUUGGUAAACGAUCUGAUUAUGAUCCACAUAGUACUAUAGAUCAUAAUCUUCCAUUUACAAUAUUGGGCACACUUUUAUUAUGGGUAGGAUGGUCUGGGUUCAAUGGUGGUUCAGCUAAUGGAGCAGAUGGUUUAGCUGCUCUUGCAUUAGUCAAUACAAAUGCAGCUGCUCCUACUGGAUUAGUGACAUGGGUAGUCCUCGAUGCUAUUCGUGGCCAUAUAUCUAUAUCAGGUUCUUGUAUUGGUCCAAUAGUAGGUCUUGUAGCUGUGACACCAGCAUGUGGAUUUGUUCAACCUGGAUGGGCAUUGGUCAUGGCUUUUAUUACAACAACUAUCGUUUAUUUUCUUGUAUUAAACAAACAUCACAUGCAUUUUGAUGAUGCAUUAGAUGUUGCUAUUGUCCAUGGAUGUGGAGGUAUAAUAGGUGCAUUUUUGACUGGAGGUAUAAUAGGUGCAUUUUUGACUGGUUUAUUUCCUGAAAAAUGGGUAAACUCAAAAGACGGCGUUAAUGGUGCUUUUUAUGGACGACCAAUUCAAUUAUGGUAUCAAAUUGCUGGCAUUCUUACUGCCAUUGCUUUUGCUACUAUAUGUACAGCUGGUAUUCUUUAUCCUUUGGAUUGGAUAAUGGGUAUUCGUUUGGCUGAAAAAGAUGAACUUGAAGGACUCGAUAUAACAGCGCACGGUGAAAGUUGGCAAGUAACCGCAUCACGAGCUGUUAGUGAUCUAGUGAAAAGAAUUCUAGAAGAACAAGGUGUCACGAAAGAAGAAGCUGAGGAUGCUGGAACUUUGGAAUUACAUUACAAUCCCAAAAAUCCAAAUAAAAAAGCACUUAGAAUCCCUCUAUUAAAACGAAUAAAAUCACGCAAUUCACAAUUUGAUAUUGGAUCAGUAAAUAAUAAUCCAGUACAGCAAAAUCUUAACAAUACAAAGGUUGAUGACGAUGCAAUUUAUAUAGAACCAAUUAAUACACAUAUUAUUCGCUUUUAA
This is a messenger RNA of Rotaria sp. Silwood2, 1560 nucleotides long. Lineage: Eukaryota; Metazoa; Rotifera; Eurotatoria; Philodinida; Philodinidae. The record is from the annotation of a GenBank genome assembly.